CCGGUACUGGAUCUGGAGGCGCGCGCGGCGGUUCUGUAGGUUCUGGAGGAUCUGGUGGGCUCGUGAUCUUUAAGAAUCGCUACAGUAACGAUCUGGCUCUAACUGAGAGAAUAAUCCCGGGAUACUACAGUAAAGUGGAGAUACGAGCUCAUGGCUGCUGGACUGGACCGGUUCUGCGGCUCCACUUUCUGGAAUGCCUCUCUUCUGAACCGGACUGAUCCGGAUCUGACUGUGUGUGUGGAGAGGACGGUUCUGGUUUGGGUUCCGCUGGGGUUCCUGUGGAUUUCUGUUCCUUGGCAGCUGAACAUCCUCUUCAAGAAGAACUCGCCAAAAACUCAUAUCUCCAAACUCUACAUCAGCAAGCAGGUUCUGGUUUCUCUUCUCUUUCUGAGUGCGGUUGCAGAACUGGCCUCCAGUUUUGGAGAAGAUUACGGUUCUGAGGAACAGAAGAAGAAGAACCCGCCGGUUCUGUUCAUCAACCCCUCGAUCUACGCUGUGUCCUGGCUGCUGGUGAUGUUGGUGCAUGAAGCUGUGAGACGGAGGGAGAAAGCUGUAGAUUCUGGAAGUCUCUUCCUCUUCUGGCUGCUGCAGAUCAUCUGUGAGAUCUUCCCCUUCCAGACCCUCCUGAGAGACGCUCUGAACUCGGAUAAAGUAUUGGAUCCUCCUCAUUUUUAUCUUUUCUACGUCUCCUACGGGCUGAAGCUCGUCGCUCUGAUGCUCUCAGCCAUCGCUGAUGUUCCUCCAGACCUUCGAGAAAUGACUAAAAAGAGUCCAGAGGUUGGAGCUCCGUUUCUCAGCAGGAUUACGUUUAACUGGUUUAACAGGAUGAUCUUCACGGGCUACCGGCGUCCUCUGGUUCAGGAGGACAUGUGGGAGCUGAGUGAGAAGGACAGUACGAACUUCAUCAGUCGGGAGUUUGAGGAGAUGAUGAAGCAGGAGCUGAGGAAAGCUCACAGCCGACUGCAGAAGAAGAAGAUGAAGAUGAAGAAGAUCUCCAGACCUGAACAUCAACAGAACGGCCUGAACAAGGGGAUCAGUCAGGAUGUUCUGGUUCUGGUGGAUCAGAGUGAAAAGUCAGAGAAGAAGAGUAAAAGAGAGAAUAAUCUGGAUUCUGGAGAAGAGGAUUAUCCUCAUUCCUGGCUGAUCCUCAGCAUCGCUAAAACCUUUAAAUGGGUUCUUCUAGAAUCCGCCGUACUAAAACUAGUGCAGGACCUGCUGUCCUUCGUGAGCCCACAGCUCCUCAAGCUUUUAAUCGGCUUUACUCAGGAUAAAUCGGUGUUUACCUGGCGGGGUUACCUGUACGCCUCCCUGCUGCUGAUCGUGGCUAUCGUCCAAUCAGUGUUCCUGCAGCAGUUCACCCAGCGCUGCUUCAAGCUCGGCAUGAGGGUCCGAGCUGCCAUCUCUGCAGCGGUGUAUAAAAAGGCUCUUACGCUUUCGAACGAUGCUCGAAAAGAGUCCACCAUUGGUCAAAUGGUCACACUGAUGUCGGCCGACGCCCAGCGCUUCAACGAGGUCACCAACUUCAUCCACCUGCUGUGGUCGUGUCCGGUGCAGAUCGUCCUCUCCGUUGGGUUCCUCUGGAUCGAGUUGGGUCCUUCGGUUCUGGCUGGACUUUUGGUCAUGAUACUGAUGGUUCCUAUCAAUGGUCUACUCGCCAUCAAGUCCAAGUCCUACCAGGCCAAAUGCAUGAUGUACAAAGACAAGCGCAUGAAAAUGCUGAAUGAAAUCCUGAGUGGCAUCAAGAUCCUGAAGCUGUACGCCUGGGAGCCGUCGUUUGAGGCUCAGGUUCAGGGAUUCAGGAAGCAGGAGCUGGAGGUGAUGAGGAAAUCAGCCUUCCUCUCCUCCGUCUCCACCUUCAUCUUCUUCUGCGCUCCGGCUUUCGUGUCCUUGGCUUCGUUCGCGGUGUUCGUGUCGGUCAGUACAGAUAAUAUCCUGGAUGCUGAGAAAGCGUUCACCUCCAUCUCUCUGUUUAAUAUCCUCCGCACUCCUCUCGGCAUGCUGCCCCUGCUCAUCUCCGCCAUGGUGCAGAUGAGUGUUUCUAACAGAAGGUUGGAGAAGUUCCUGAGCAGAGAGGACCUGAACACCGGCGCGGUGCAGCGGGACCUCAGUUACAGUUCUGCGGUGAGCGUGAGGGACGGUACUUUCUCCUGGAACCGAGACGGAUCGCCGGUUCUGAAGAACGUGUCUCUGCAGGUUAGUCCCGGCGCUCUGGUGGCGGUGGUGGGAGCGGUGGGAUCAGGAAAGUCCUCUCUGGUCUCGGCUCUGCUGGGGGAAAUGCACAGCCUCUCCGGCUCCGUCAAUAUCAAGGGAGACGUGGCGUACGUACCGCUGCAGGCCUGGGUUCAGAACGCCACUCUGAGGGACAACGUCCUGUUCGGUUCUGAUCCGGACGAGCGGAGGUUCUGCAGGGUUCUGGAGGCCUGCGCUCUGGAGCCGGAUCUGGAUCUGCUCCCGGCCGGAGUUCAGACUGAGAUCGGAGAGAAAGGUAUUAAUCUGAGUGGGGGUCAGAAGCAGAGGGUGAGUUUGGCGAGAGCAGUUUAUAGUUCUGCAGAUAUUUACCUGCUGGACGACCCGCUGUCCGCUGUGGACGCCCACGUGGGGAAACACCUGUUUGAGAAGGUGAUCGGACCCAGAGGACUCCUGAAGGACAAGACUCGUAUUCUGGUGACUCACGGGAUCAGCUUCCUGCCGUAUGUAGAUGAGAUCGUGGUGUUGGUGGACGGCGUGGUGUCGGAGGUGGGCUCCUACAGCAGUCUGAGGGCCAGUAAGGGGGCGUUCUCCGAGUUCCUGGAUACUUACGCUAAAGAGGAGGACAGUCAGGACCAGAAUCAGUCGGCUUCAGGUUCUCAGCAGGUCAGUGUGGGCGAGGAACAUCACGACCUGCCGCUCAACAACAUCAAAACUGAGGAUUCAGUCUCUUUACUGCUGAAGAAAGAAAGCGUAAAGCUUGCCUCCAACUCCAACCGUGACUCACAGAACAGGAACGUCCCUCAGAGAAGUGAAGGAGACGCUGAUGAGAGGAAAGGCCGGAGACUGAUCGAGUCCGAGACGGUGCAGACGGGACGGGUGAAGUUCUCGGUGUACCUGCAGUACCUGAGCUCUAUGGGCUGGGGUUACGCCUCCAUGUUCGCUGUGGUUUACUUCAUUCAGAGCUUGGCCUUCAUUGGUCAGAACCUGUGGCUCAGCGAUUGGACCAAUGAUGCUCUACGAUAUCCCAAUGGAAGCUCCUACCCCGCCCACAUUAGAGAUAUGAGGGUGGGGGCAUACGGAGGUCUUGGGGUGGCACAAGGUUUCCUGGUGUUUGUAGGAACUCUGCUGCUGGCUGAUGGAGCUAUCCACGCCUCCAGAACCCUCCACUCUCGCCUGCUGUCCAACAUCCUCAGAGCGCCCAUGCUGUUCUUCGACACCACGCCGUCCGGAAGAGUCGUCAACCGAUUCGCCAAGGACAUGUUCACUGUGGACGAGCUGAUCCCCACAGCGCUGCGCUCAGUCAUCCUCAAACUGCUGGAACUUCUGGCCACUCUAGUCCUGAUCUGUCUGGCGGUUCCUCUGUUCACGGCCGUGGUCGUCCCUCUCAUUAUAAUCUACCACUUUGUAGAGAGGUUCUACCUGACGACAUCGAGGCAGCUGAGGCGUCUGGACUCGGUGUCUCGCUCACCCAUCUACUCUCUGUUUGGAGAGACCGUCUCGGGUCUGUCGGUUAUUCGAGCUUUCGGACACCAGGAGCGCUUCCUGCAGCAGAACAGGACCACCAUCGACAACAACCUCAAAUGCGUCUGCCAGCUGAUCGUCUCCAACAGGUGGAUGGCUAUCCGGUUGGAGCUCCUGGGUAAUCUGGUGGUGUUUUUCUCGGCGUUAUUUGCUGUGAUUUCUCGGGAUUCUCUGGACAGUGGACUCGUGGGACUCUCCAUCUCCUACGCUUUAAACGUCACUCUGACUCUGAACGCUCUGGUUCGGAUGACGUCUCAGCUGGAGACUCACGUCGUCUCGGUGGAGAGAGUGAAGGAGUACGCCGAGAUCCCAAACGAGGCCGCCUGGACGAGCGAGAGACGCCCCGCAGAGGACUGGCCGAGCGAGGGGACGAUCCGGUUUCAGGACUAUAAGGUCCGGUACCGACCGCAGCUGGACCUGGUGCUGCACGGGAUCACCUGCCACAUCCACAGCAAGGAGAAGAUUGGAAUUGUGGGUAGAACUGGAGCAGGAAAGUCCAGCCUGACCAACUGUCUGUUCCGGAUUAUUGAAGCAGCCGAUGGACGAAUCCUGAUAGACGGGGAGAACAUCGCCAGCAUGGGUCUCCACGACCUCAGGAGCAGACUCACCAUCAUUCCACAGGACCCAGUGCUGUUCUCAGGAUCUCUGCGGAUGAAUCUGGACCCGUUUGAGAAGUUCAGUGAUGAGGACAUCUGGAAGGUUCUGGAUUUGGCUCAUCUGAAGGAGUAUGUUAAUAGUCUGGCAGCAGGACUUCAGCACGAGAUCGCCGAGGGAGGAGAAAAUCUCAGUGUUGGUCAGAGGCAGCUCCUGUGUUUGGCUCGGGCUCUUCUCCGUAAAUCUAAGAUCCUGAUUCUGGACGAGGCCACGGCCGCCGUGGAUCUGGAGACGGACGACCUGAUCCAGACCACCAUCCGCCGAGAGUUCUCCCACUGCACCGUGCUCACCAUCGCCCACCGCAUCAACACCAUCCUGGAUAGCUCACGGGUGAUGGUUCUGGACGCAGGGAGGAUAGUGGAGUUCGGUCCUCCGGAUGUUCUCCUGCAGAAGAGAGGACACUUUUAUGCUCUAGCAAAGGAUGCUGGGAUCUGUAAGACUGAAACAACGGCACUUUGACCUUAAUUUAGCUUUAGCAUCUCAGAAAUUUUACUCACUAUGGGAUGGAUAAGUGCUUACGGGUCAUUUAUAAAAUAUAUAAAAAUUACUGUGCCUUUUAGAACUCAAAACUCUUGAUUUUAUUAUUUUAUUAAAUUUUAUUUGGACAGUUUACCAUAUUUAUUUAAGAUUUAAGACUUUAGAAUGAUUAUUUUUCAGCUUAAUUACUCUUUAUUUUUACUUUUUAUUUACUUAUCAUGCAUGCGUCCACCUUAUCUUGACAAGCUUCAUAAAAAGUUGGACAGUUUUAGUUAAAAUUGGCAUUUGAACGAUGAAAAAAUUGCCGAUCUGGAGUUAUAGGCAUGUUAUUGAUCUUUUUUGAACAAUAUAUUUUUCUAAAUACAUUUCUAAUACAUUUUCUAAAAUUAUUACUUUAAUUACAGUGAUAUUUUACUGCGACAUGGUGGACUAAAUCUUAAAAUUGACUUUUUUUAAGCUCAGUAUGUUCAUGAAUGUUCAGUAAGUUCUUUAUACACAUAAAUAAGUCUUUGUUCAUACUAGUUUUAAUCCCCUUUCAGAAUGAACCGUUUAAGGGCUCUGUCACUUUUAUGCAAAUAAGCUGUUUCCAGCCACGCCCAUGUUUACACUAAGCAUUUACCUACCGUGCAUUAGUUUUAGCUUGUGCUAAAUGGCAAAAUAAAAACAAGCUAGUUUUUCUUUAACUAUGAAAGAAGCACAAAACCUCACGGACAGUAGGUAUAGAUCCCUCCCUCAGAAGAAGUCUGCUGGCUAAUCCUGCUGUGUACCGUCUGAGGAUACAUUUCUUCUACAGAUCUAGUGGGUGGGGCUCAGGUCGGGGUUGAAAGGUGAGGGGCGGAGCCAGGGUGCUUCUAUGGAGGUUUCCUUUUUGUGAUGUCACAAUAAGGGAGGGGCAUGCAAAUGAUUUGUGUUUGAAAUAGCUAAAUUGAAAUAAUUAAAAAUUUAAAUGCCUAAAUUGUUUUAUAAAACUACUUUUAACUACUAUAAAGAAUUAUUCAUUAAUAAUGUGUUCAUUUCUAUCUGUGCUGCAUAUUGAUAUUGAUCUUUAUAAUAAUGAGAUUUUUAUUUUUUAUAGUAUUAAUAAAUUUGAUAUAUUGUCAUAUUUUGUUUUUAUUUUGUUUUACAAUUAUUUUAGAUCAUUUCAAUGAAAAAUGAAUGUUUGUGGUAUAAAAUGCUAGUUUUGGGUAGUGUACUUCCUGGUGAGAGAAACACUUUUUUUAUAAGAAUGGACCAAUAAAAAUGCUGUAAAAUCACGUUAAAAUAAAAUCAGUUAAUUUUAAGAUGACCGUUUUAACCAA
Molecule: messenger RNA, 6140 nt
Organism: Astyanax mexicanus (Mexican tetra)
Lineage: Eukaryota; Metazoa; Chordata; Actinopteri; Characiformes; Acestrorhamphidae
Product: ATP-binding cassette sub-family C member 2
Exons: 32
Coding region: 151-4824 (1557 amino acids)
Biological process (GO): transmembrane transport
Cellular component (GO): apical plasma membrane
Molecular function (GO): ATP hydrolysis activity; ABC-type transporter activity; ATP binding
Source: RefSeq, a predicted model, not a curated record